CGGAAGAAGUGUCCUGAAAACCGACCCUGCUGUUAUGCGUCCUCAGUUUUAGCAUUAUGUAUCCAAUUAGCUAUCGUUAGUUCAUUUGUGGGUCUUUGGCCAAGAAAGCGGCCCGUCGGCAGAUAUUUAGCUACCUUUCUCUUCACUGCCAGUAUUAAGAGGUCUGUUCCAGACUUUGGAUGGAGCCAGUACCCAAGAUCUCAUUAUUUUGUACAACCCAAGAGAACCUUAGAUUUAAGGAUUCAGGCAUUUGUGCACAUCAGUUCAAGAGCAAUGGUCAAGUAUAUUUGUAACAGCACAGAAAUCAAGAGUGCAUGGGACCAUGUUGUCUCUGCGUUCUGGCAAAGGUAUCCCAACCCCUUCAGCACCCACGUGCUCACAGAGGACGUGGUGUACCGGGAGGUGACAGCGGACCACCGGCUCUUCUCCAGACGCCUCCUGACCAAGACCAAUCGGCUGCCUCGCUGGGCAGAGCGGUUCUUCCCUGGUGGCAUGGCUCGCUGUGUGUAUAUCAUCGAGGACUCCAUCCUGGACCCCGUGAGCCGCAGCCUGACCACCUACACCUGGAACCUCAACCACACCACUCUCAUGUCUGUAGAAGAGCGGUGUGUUUUCCGAGAUUCAGCCGAGCAGCCGGCAGCCACGCAGCUGAGACGGGAGGCGUGGAUCUCCUCCAGCAUUUAUGGCUUUUCCAGACCUAUUCAGGAGUUUGGACUGGCCCGCUUUAAGAGCAACCAGGUGAAGGCCAUGAAGGGGCUGGAAUAUGCGCUGUCCAACCUGCAGGGAGAGACGCCCCAGCGGCUGCUCCGGGACUCGGUGAAGGACGCGUCCGGGAAGGCCAAAGAGGCGGCCAAGACUCUGGCCUCGGCCGCCGGCCCACAGAAAGCCCCGCAGUACGUCUGACCGGGCGGGAAGAAGCACAGCGGGCGCCGCUCAGGUCCACCACGAAGACACUUCUGGGGAUGUGUCCAAUUACCUCUGCUGUUAGAUUAGUACUCUUGCACUUUUUAAAAGAAAACCAGAUCCGGAGCCCUCGUGCGGAGCGUUUCCGUCUGACACACCAGCAGCACCACGUGCUCCUGCAAGCAGAACCACGUGGCCACAACUCUCUCGUUAGAUUUGAAGCGACCAUGAGCACAUUGUUGUUUGUUGUAAAGGAUCAGCUGCUUUAGGUUUUUUUUCUCCAAAAAAAAAAAAAAAAAAAAAUGCUAAUCGUUUUGUGAAUCUUUAAUUUAAAUGGAGGCAAAGAAGAACAAUUCUUAUUUUUGUGUAAUGCUCCGAAAAAAGGAGCAGUGUUUUGGUUUGAAAUGGUUCUAAUUUAAAAUGUUGCAGAAAGCAGCACGAGCAGAAAAGCAUGAGCAUGCUGACAAUCACACGACAAGUGACUUCUGUCCGAAUGAGCAAAGACUUCCCUCGUGUCUGCUCAGAUUUACACUGAUGUUAUUUGCCUUUAACUGUAUGACUGAGUACAGUAGUGAAAGCAUCAUAUCAGUCCGCCUGUCGACGCUCAUCUGGUGGUGACGUUAUCGUUGUGAACAUUUCAAUGACCGCAUUCCCUUUAAGGUGAUGGAUUUUUAUCAUUGUGCUUCGGGGCUGAUUUUCAACUAUGAUGGUGACGUACUUGUAAUAAUAAGCUAAUGCAGAAUUGUUGUAAACAGGCUACAAGUUGUUGGAAAUAGAUUCAAAAUUGUAAAGGAGCUGUAGAAUUAUAUCCUGAUGCUUUAAAAAAGAAGUGUGUUUUGUCUCUGUGAUAAAAAAAAAAGCUUGAAUC
Messenger RNA from Menidia menidia (Atlantic silverside), 1771 nucleotides. The record is from the annotation of a GenBank genome assembly. Lineage: Eukaryota; Metazoa; Chordata; Actinopteri; Atheriniformes; Atherinopsidae.